CAAUGCUCUGGACAUCGUCGCAGCCAUCCUCGACUCGCUAUCCGCCAUUCAGUUUCUAUAAUCAUACCGCUCUCGAGCUCGCACGGUACAAUGUCGGUGCAAGGAGCGGAACUUUCAAGCUAGCCCGAGCGGACGCAGGACGUAACCUUCACGGUUGGACGGUUUUCUCUGGUCGCCGUCGGCGAAUGUUUCGCCGCGGUAAAGAUCCGUACUCUGGACUGCUCCGCUCCUCGAUCACUGGAUGCGCCGUCAUGUGUGCUUCGUGCCUCGGCUGGCUCUCCUCCUUGGCCUUAAAACCUGCUUGUGGCUGCCAUCACACCCGUCCCAGCAAGAUCCAGCAGGACACUCCUGACUUGCAACGAUACAGCGAAAGCACUAAGCUCUUACAUACUUGACGAUGUUCAUCUCACCAACGAUAAAGCUCCAGUCGGGUGCAGAGAUGCCCCUGGUUGGGUUCGGCACCUGGAAGCACGACGGGGACAAGGCCAUUGAGGCCGUGUACGAAGGCGUCAAGGAGGGUUACAGACUGUUUGAUUGUGCCUGUGACUAUGGCAACGAAAAGGAAUGCGGUUUGGGGUUGAAACGCGCUUUGGACGAGGGGAUCGUCAAGCGUGAGGAGGUCUGGGUCGCUUCAAAGCUGUGGAACACCUUCCAUCACAAGGAACACGUCCGUGCUGCCGUCAAGAAGUCCCUCGCAGAAUGGGGCGUAGACUACUUUGAUCUCUACUACGUGCACUUCCCGAUAUCGCUUGCUUAUGUCCCCUUUGAGACUAGAUACCCACCGGGCUGGUGGGUUGAUGGCAAGUCGCAGGUCAAGCUCGACCCUGUUCCGCUCCGCGAGACCUGGGAGGCACUAGAGGCAUGCGUCGACGAAGGCCUCAUACGUCACCUCGGCAUCUCCAACAUGACCAGCGCGCUCAUCAUGGACCUCAUGAGCUACGCUCGCAUCAAGCCGAGCGUGCUCGAAGUCGAGAUCCAUCCGUACAACCAGCAACCCCGUCUGAUCGAGUACGCACACUCGAUCGGGCUUGCUGUGACUGCAUAUUCGUCCUUCGGCCCGAUGGGCUUCCGCGAGCUCAAAAUGCCCAAGGCUCUUCGCACGCAGCUGCUCUUCACGCAUCCCGUCAUCACGCGCAUCGCCAUGCGCCACGGGUGCACGCCCGCACAGGUCAUCCUCCGCUGGGCAACGCAGCGCAACAUCGCGGUCAUCCCGAAGAGCGACACGGCUGCGAUGAUGGAGGAGAACAUGCGCAACGUUGAGACACAUCUGCUGGAGGAAGACAUGCAUUCGAUUGCGCAGCUGCAUAUGGGUUUGCGAUUCAACGACCCGAUUGAUGAUUUCCCUGGAUGCUACAUUUUCUGUUAAUUGCAUUACUGGAUAGAACGCUGGACUGCAUUGCUGUUGAAGAAGAUAUGGAUGCUGUAACUCUAUGCCUUUGUAUUCUUACUGCAAACUAUGUACAGUAUGUACAGAUAUGCUUUAUGUAUGCAUUAGUUGCUGUAGCACCGAAACGUUAUUUUGAUGAAGGAGCUU
Molecule: messenger RNA, 1534 nt
Organism: Laetiporus sulphureus 93-53
Lineage: Eukaryota; Fungi; Basidiomycota; Agaricomycetes; Polyporales; Laetiporaceae
Product: Aldo/keto reductase
Exons: 5
Coding region: 398-1366 (322 amino acids)
Cellular component (GO): cytosol
Molecular function (GO): aldose reductase (NADPH) activity
Source: RefSeq, a predicted model, not a curated record